This is a messenger RNA of Candidozyma pseudohaemuli, 1521 nucleotides long. RefSeq names its product phosphopantothenoylcysteine decarboxylase complex subunit. Gene Ontology annotation, molecular function: FMN binding; phosphopantothenoylcysteine decarboxylase activity. The record is from RefSeq and is a predicted model, not a curated record. The coding region runs from base 1 to 1521 and encodes 506 amino acids. Gene Ontology annotation, biological process: coenzyme A biosynthetic process. NCBI's taxonomy places the organism in Eukaryota, Fungi, Ascomycota, Pichiomycetes, Serinales, Metschnikowiaceae. The transcript has a single exon. Gene Ontology annotation, cellular component: phosphopantothenoylcysteine decarboxylase complex.
AUGUCAACACGAUCUCGGCCCAACAGCCCAGAUACAGAGAAAGCCGCUGAGAUUCCUCCUGCCGUGCAAGCAAUUUCUAACUUGCGUUGCCCGCUGCCACCACCUAUCCUUAACAACCUGAGUCGAAACACCCCGACACAGAAAUCGCUUGAAGAGGAAGCAAAGAAUGCUCAAGCAUCCUCAGAAAAGCUUGCUCAUCCCAGUGUGACUGUCGACGUUCGUGAAAUUCGUGGUAGACCAGAUGAAAGUUUGAAGAGAGCCAGUUUAGAGUCUCCUCGUCUCCGGUCCAGAGACAGCGAUAGUGGACACGAGGGCCUUCGGGCACCUGCUCCACGAGGACCAUCCGCUUCAAGACAAGAGGUUCAGGAGAAAGAGGCGAAUCGCUCAUCUGUCCAUGCCCACUUUUCGUCAGAGGAGUCGCUGCGACCAAAAACUAGACUGCGGCUGGGGCUGAACCCUGGUGCUCAAAGCACGGCUGGUGCUGGCGCCGUCGUGAACGGUUCUUCUGCUACUGCCCGUGCUGGUGCCACUAGUCCGGCCUCCGGUGCUGAGUUCAAGGAUCCACUUUCUAGUAUAGGCAGUCAAUUGCCUAGUUCGAGGGAGGAAGGGGCAGCAAACAUUGACCCUCGCCUCCCUCAGGACGACGGGAAGCUCCAUGUUCUCUUUGGUGUUUGCGGUGCUAUCUCAUCCGGCAAAAUCAAACUCAUCAUUAACAAGCUCUUCGAGAUAUAUUCUCCUCAGAAGAUUGCCAUACAGCUCAUUCUCACGGCAUCUUCAGAAAACUUCAUCAGCAAUGAAACAUUGCAGCUUUUAGAAUCAUCUAAACGUGUUCGUGUCUGGCGUGACUCCGACGAGUGGGUUACUUGGAACUCUCGCGCUGAUCCAGUGCUCCACAUCGAGUUACGUCGUUGGGCCGAUAUUCUUAUUGUGUGUCCGUUAACCGCCAACACUUUGGCCAAGAUCUCUCUCGGAAUUUGCGACAACCUUCUCACAUCUGUUAUUCGUGCUUGGAACACUGCCUACCCUAUCCUUUUGGCGCCAGCCAUGGUGAGCAACGCCUACAACGCUAUCACCACGAAGCGUCAAUUGAGACUAAUAUCAGAGGAAAUGCCAUGGAUUGAGGUGCUCAAGCCUGUUGAGAAAGUUAUGGGCUCCUACGGAGAUAUUGGCAUGGGUGGCAUGAUGGACUGGAACGAAAUCGUUAAUAAGGUUGUCUUAAAGUUGGGUGGCUAUCCGGACAUCGACGAUGAUGACGAUGAUUCGAAGAAUAAUGAGGCUGCUACGACUGAUAACAAUAAUAAUGACGACGACGAUGACGAUGAUGAUGAUGAUGAUGACGAUGAUGAUGACGAUGAUGAUGACGACGACGAUGACGACGACGAUGACGACGACGACGACGAUGAUGAUGAUGAUGAUGAUGAUGACGAUGAUAAUAAUGCAGUCGCCGAUGAAGUCAUUCGUGCUCAGAAAGUUGUCGAAGCCGAGAAGGAGAAGGAAGCCAAAGAGCAGUUGCAAUUAUAG